Molecule: messenger RNA, 1760 nt
Organism: Cryptomeria japonica (Japanese cedar)
Lineage: Eukaryota; Viridiplantae; Streptophyta; Pinopsida; Cupressales; Cupressaceae
Product: purple acid phosphatase 18
Exons: 6
Coding region: 138-1469 (443 amino acids)
Molecular function (GO): metal ion binding; acid phosphatase activity
Source: RefSeq, a predicted model, not a curated record
UUAUAUCAUUUAUUUAUAUAAGGGAUAUUCUUGUGAUCUUUUUUAUCAGGUGCAACCAGAAGCUAGGAAACAAUUACAGCAGUGAGGGUUUAAUUUUUUGAAAUUGCUGUUACAGCCAGCUUCUACGAGUGAAUUUGAUGGAGACGAAGGAUCGAGGGCAGUCACACAUGGCUAAAAUUCAAGUGAUUGCAAUGUUGUUACUAAUUUUGUCUGUCAGUGCAUCUUCAUACACCAGACCUCCUGCAAGAGCUACACUGUCUCUCCCGUGGCGGGGAAAAUCAAGCCUCCAGCCAGAACAGGUACAUAUUUCUUUGGCUGGAGCUAAUCAUAUGCGAGUCACAUGGAUUACGAAUGGGGCUAAUGCACUUACAGUGGUAGAAUAUGGAACUACUCCAGGGGUGUAUACUUCAUUAUCAAUGGGCGAUUGGGAUUCAUAUUCUUUCAUGUUAUAUGGAUCUGGUAAGAUACACAAUGUUGUCAUUGGACCACUUGAAGCUAAUAAAACUUAUUUUUAUCGGUGUGGAAGAUAUGGAGAAGAGCGCAGUUUCAAGACUCCUCCAUCACAGUUUCCAGUCACUUUUUCUGUUGUUGGUGACCUUGGUCAAACGGGAUGGACCUCUUCAACUUUAGAACACAUUCAACAAUGCAAUUACGAUAUCCACCUUUUGCCAGGUGAUCUGUCAUAUGCAGAUUACUGGCAGCCUUCAUGGGACUCAUUUGCACGGCUAAUUGAGCCUUUGGCAAGUUCGAGGCCAUGGAUGGUCACGCAAGGGAAUCACGAGAAGGAAUCAAUUCCCUUAGUUAUGCCUGCAUUUAGAGCAUACAAUGCACGAUGGCAUAUGCCUUUUGCAGAAAGUGGUUCAAGUUCAAACCUUUAUUAUUCAUUUGAAGUUACAGGAGUACAUAUUAUUAUGCUUGGUUCCUAUACUGACUAUGAAGAGGGCUCAGACCAGUAUCAGUGGCUUAAGGAUGACCUUUCAAGGGUGGAUAGGGUGAAGACACCUUGGCUUAUAGUUCUGUUCCAUGCCCCUUGGUAUAAUAGUAACACUGCCCAUCAAUGUGAGGGUGAUGAUAUGAUGGCAGCCAUGGAGUCACUUCUCUAUGAUGCAAAUGUUGAUAUUGUACUUGCAGGGCAUGUACAUGCUUAUGAACGUUCUACUCGUGUCUAUAUGGGAAAUGUUAAUCCUCGUGGCCCCAUGCAUAUCACAGUAGGCGAUGGAGGAAAUCGUGAGGGUCUUGCUACAAGGUUUAUUGAUCCAAAACCUCAAUGGUCCACAUUUCGUGAAGCAAGCUUUGGACAUGGCGAACUUAAAAUUGUCAAUGCUACACAUGCACACUGGACCUGGCAUCGUAAUGACAAUGACGAGUCAGUCAAAUCAGACGAAGUUUGGAUUGAGAGUCUUAGUAACUCUGGACGGUGUGCAGAUGAUGUCAAUGAGAGUAGAAGGAAAUUUCUAUUUGCACCGUGAGUGUAAGAGAAAAAGGAAUUAACUAAUCUUGUUUUGAGGAGAAUGUUGAAGCUGUAAAUAUUAAUGUAUCCAUAUUUUUGGCAAAUGAAAUCAAAUAUAGAUGCUAAACAAUAACUUUCAAGCUUAAUAGGUCCCAUGCAUAAGCUAUGGUUUGGAUAUCUCAGCUACAUAACUUCUGGACGGAUCUUCUAACAGAUCCUAUAGUUCUUUACAGAGAAGACAUGUAGGCAUUGCCCUCUUAAGAUUUUUACUUUCUUUGUAAUAUAUAAAGAAGACGAUUUCAGGGGUGUA